UCGUAGGCUUGGAAUUUAAUUAAUCUAGUUGCUGCUGGUGGAUGAGGGCCAGUCAAUUUAUUUCCGAUAGACGGUUGAAUCAAGAAGGUUUUCGUGCAGAUCCGGUUUUGAGCUCUUCGGCGAUCCAGCAGACGAGGAAUUUGGUGAUCUCGGAAGGAAUUGCACGGAAUUUGAUUACUGUUUGUUUGCUCUUUCAAUGGCAACCAUGGGGAACAACAAUAUGCAGGCCAAGCUGGUCCUUCUUGGUGAUAUGGGAGCUGGAAAAUCAAGCCUGGUUUUGCGAUUUGUGAAAGGCCAAUUUUUUGAUUAUCAGGAAUCAACAAUUGGAGCUGCAUUUUUCUCUCAGACGCUUGCUGUAAAUGAGACAACUGUAAAAUUUGAGAUAUGGGACACUGCAGGACAGGAAAGAUAUCAUAGCUUGGCUCCUAUGUAUUAUCGAGGUGCUGCCGCAGCCAUAAUUGUAUAUGAUAUAACAAAUGCGGAUUCUUUUGCCCGAGCAAAGAAUUGGGUACAGGAGCUUUUAAAGCAAGGCAACCCAAACUUGGUAAUGGCACUCGCUGGAAACAAGGCUGAUGUGGUAGCCAAGCGCAAGGUUGAACCAGAGGAAGCAGAAACAUAUGCAAAAGAAAAUGGGCUGUUUUUCAUGGAAACAUCAGCAAAGACAGCACAAAACGUCAAUGAACUUUUCUAUGAAAUUGCACGGAGAUUGCCCAAAGCUCAGCCUGUGCAGCAUCCUGCAGGAAUGGUUCUCACAGAUCGACCUGCUGAAAGAACAAGAAACACAUGCUGCGCUUAAGGGACCAUUCACAGAACGUCGUGUUUUGCAUGCACCUUUCAGAUAAUUAUUUUUUGGCAUCAUAUAGGUCAAAAUAUACCUUAGCAUGUGGUGAUCUUGUAAUACGCCUUUUUGAUUUGAAUAAAAAUGAUUUGGUCAGAUGUCAUCUUUAUUCUUGUCAGAAGGUUAAGUAGAUUGGAACUGAUCAUAUUUACCCCUUUUGAGUUUAUUUUUUAAUGUGUUUAUUUUCUCUCCAAUUGAUAUUUAUUUACAUAAAACAACAAAGUCUGUACAGGAAUUUAUGGUGUUGCAACCAUUGUAAUGCAAAAUUUGCCUUUUCA
Molecule: messenger RNA, 1116 nt
Organism: Cryptomeria japonica (Japanese cedar)
Lineage: Eukaryota; Viridiplantae; Streptophyta; Pinopsida; Cupressales; Cupressaceae
Product: ras-related protein RHN1
Exons: 8
Coding region: 197-796 (199 amino acids)
Molecular function (GO): GTPase activity; GTP binding
Source: RefSeq, a predicted model, not a curated record